This is a messenger RNA of Hippoglossus stenolepis (Pacific halibut), 7058 nucleotides long. RefSeq names its product A kinase (PRKA) anchor protein 12b (gene akap12b). The record is from RefSeq and is a predicted model, not a curated record. Gene Ontology annotation, biological process: signal transduction; regulation of protein kinase C signaling. The coding region runs from base 262 to 4632 and encodes 1456 amino acids. The transcript has 4 exons. Gene Ontology annotation, molecular function: protein kinase A binding; calmodulin binding. NCBI's taxonomy places the organism in Eukaryota, Metazoa, Chordata, Actinopteri, Pleuronectiformes, Pleuronectidae. Gene Ontology annotation, cellular component: cytoplasm.
GGAGGAGGAGGGGGGUGUCCUGUAAGAGUUUGCUGGUCCUCCUCACUCUUCAUCACUCCACAUCCAGGUCACCCCGGGGCGGAGCUGCCUGCACUGCACAGCCAGCCGGACGCGUCUCGGAUACCCUCAUCUUCUUCUUCUUCCUCCUCCUCCGAUAACACGCACUUCUCUCUCCGUCCUGGUCGCCACCGGACGUUCAUUUUUUCAUCCAGAGCGAAAGUAUAACCGCAGACAGGGCCCCCUUCAUCCCCGGUGUUCGCCAUGGGAGCAGAGAGCUCAGUGCAGCGGGACGGGAAGAGCCAGGAGGAGGAUGCGUCGGCUGCAGCCUCCGGGGGGGAGCUGAGCGCGGAGCUGGAGGUGCUCCGGGAGGAGGGAGGCGGCGCGCUGGACACCAAGCCUUUGCAGAAAAAUGGGCAGAUCUCCAGCAUGAGCAGCCUGAACGGACACUCGGAGGACAACACCCUGGCAGAAGUUGGCCAGCCUGAUGCUGUGUCAGUGCCUCAAAAGGAGGAGGCCUCUGAGACCGUGGACACCGCCCAGGAUGAAGUAGCCCCUCAAGUGAAUGGGGAGAAAGUGGAGAAAGAAUCCCCUGAUGCCAAUGACAUCUCCGCUGUUGAGGAGAAGGCAGGGGAGGAGAAGCCUGAUGAUGCAACUGAAGUGGGCUUCAAGAAGAUCUUCCGCUUCGUGGGCUUUAAAUUCACACUGAAGAAAGACAAGAGUGAGGAGAAAGACCCUGUGAAGCUACUGAUGGUCAAAGAUAAGGAAGGAAAAGAGCUCACUGGGACGGAUGAACCUACAAAGGAGGAGGAGGCUGUUACUGCUGAGGAGAAGAGCACAGCUGAAGAGAAGGAGACUGACUCGGAGGCAACUACUGUUGAGGCUGAACUCACUGAUAAAGCUGAAACCACUGAUGCCCCAGCUGGAGACGCUGCAAAUGGAGACACUGAUGAAGCAGUCAAGGGGGAAGAAGCUGAGAAGGAAGGAGAGGCCAGUCCACCCUCCCAGGAGACCACCCUGACCCUGUCCCCCUUCAGAAAGCUCUUCGGUGGAGGCAUCUUCUCUAACCUGCGAAAGAAGGCCAGCAUCAAGAAGACAAAGGAGGAGGAAGACAAGGAGGCAGUUGUUGAAGAGGAAGCAGCUAAAUCAGAGGAAACUGCUGCAGCAGAGGAGGACAAGGUUGAUGCAGAGCUAGGAAACCAGGAGGAGGCACCAGCAACUCCAGAGGAAGACAAAUCGGAGCCAAAGGAGGAGGCUCCAGUCACUCCAGAGGAAGUCAAAUCAGAGGCAACCCUAGCCUCUGAGGAAACCCCUGCUCCCUCAGCAGGUACCUCUGAUGAGACUAAACAAGAAGAGGAAAAAGCAGAGGAGGAGAAGGCUCCAGCAGAGGUGAAGUCUGAGGUGGAGCUCCUCGCAUCACAGGAGAAGGUAAAGCCCCAGGGAAGCCCCCUGAAGAAGCUCUUCACUGGUGCCGGCUUGAAGAAACUGUCAACUAAGAAACAGAAGGCCAAGAAAGAUGCUGAGAGCAAAUUGACUGAGUCUGGCGAGCAGGCGGCUGAGCAGCUUCAGUCAUCCACUGAAUCAGCAGAGGCUCCUAAAGCCGACAGUGGGCCCUCAUCUCCAGAAGAGUCAGGAGAGCAUGUCCUUGCUGUGGAGGUGACCCAGAAUGAGUCCAGCCAAGAGGGUGAUGUUGAAGUUGCCUCUGACGGAGAAAAGAAAAAAGAGGGCAUCAUCGCCUGGUCCUCCUUCAAGAGACUAGUAACUCCCAAGAAGCUUGUGAAAAGGUCUUCUGAGAGUGAUGAUGAAGCCACGGGUGAGAAACCAGCAAAGUCGGCCACACUGUCCUCUUCUGAGAGCGCUCCAUUAGCAGAUAAGAGUGUUGAGGAGGAGGCCAUGGAGGAAAAGCCAACUGAGGAAGAGCCAAAUACUGAAAACACUGAGAAACUUGUCAGCAGCACCGAAGAGCCCAAAAAGAAAAUGGACACCUCAGUCUCCUGGGAGGCCCUCAUGUGUAUGGGUGGAACCAAAAAGAGGACAAGGAGGACAUCUGAUUCUGAUGAUGAGGAGACCAAGAUUGAAGAGGAAGCAGCAGCAGUUGUAGAAUCAGUUGCAGAAGAGGAAGAGGAGGUCAAACCCGAGGCUGCUGUUGUCACUUCUGCCUCACAAAACACAGAGAGUGAAGGAGAAGAAGUUGUUUCCUCCCCUGAGCCUUUAAGCCCCCCUGAGAGAGAAUCUACCUGGGACACACUGAAACGCAUGGUUAUGUCAAAGAGUAAGCCCAAACUUGAUGAAAAACCAGAGGAGAGUGCAAACCAAGUCCAGUCAGACAGUGAAGCCCCAAAGGAAGAGUCAUCUUUCUCCUUGAGGAAGUUCUUCCCUGGACGCAGAAAGAAGAAGGUUGAAAAGCAGACCUCCACUGAAGCUGGAGAGGAGGACUCUGACACCCCAGCUGUGGUUCCUCUCUCAGAGUACGAUGACCAAGUUGAGGCUAAACAGGAAGCACCAGCUGAAAUCCAGACUAACGUGUCUACUGAAGAUAGAUCCCCUUCAUGGAUUCCAGCCUCUGUCGAAGAAGCUGAUAAUAACCACGAUCAGCUGAGUGACAUCCCAGAGGAGGCAGAGAAUGCUGCCACCCCAAAGUCUGUUGACACUGAUAUUGCAGAUGAUGAGGACCAGGCUAUGCAGACCAACAACAGUCUUGGUCGCAGGGGUCGUAGGCUGUCCACAGCUGAAAUGAAGCCUGUCACUCAGGCUCCAGCUGCAGAGGCCACCCUCGUUCCUCAGGGACCCUUGUCGGGAAACGCCGAGGAGGUUGUGGCGGGUAUUGAGGCCCAAAUCAGUGAAAUUGUAUGCCAGACAUCUGUGACUGUUGUAGAUGUAUCAGUAGAGGCAGCUUCUGAAAACAUCGAGGAUGAACCACCAACUGAGAAUGCAGAGGUAACGUCAAAUACUAUCCUGCAGCCACAUACUAGUGAAGAGGCAAUGGCUAUCUGUACUGGCCUGGGCACAAAGGAGAUUGCCAAAGUAGCUCUGGAGAAGCCUGCAACAACCCUCGUUGAGUGCAUGGCCGUGGUCCAUGAUGUCCUGGGCACAGAGGUGUUGUUGGAAGAGAAACCAGCAAGUCCAGAGGAAGUCAUAGUUGCGGAAGAUGCAGUGUUCAUGGCCCAAGUGCAGCAAGUUGAAACCACUGACCUUGAGCCCGCUGUUGAAAAUUCCCAGGAUGAUGUGGAAGGCAUUCAGGUUGCCACUGAGAGCUGCGAACCUGAAAUUGAGAGGAUUGGAGUCGUCACCACUCUUCUGGAGGAGUCUGUUGUCCUUCAGACCACCACAGUGAGCGAGAACUCUCCAAAAGCUGAAGUAGUCAACCCCAUUACCCCAACAUCUGAGACAGCCAUCUGCACCCAGAGCAUAGAAGUCAUCGAGCCAACUGUAGAGACCAAGGCAGUGAAAAUGGACACGGAGCUGCUUGAUGCUGCCACCGAGGAAAAUGCACCUAUCACAGAGGUAUUUCAGGUUGUGAAUGAGGAGAUAUCUUUUACCAUGUGUAGUACUACAAUGACCACCAUCACAAAGGAGACUGUCCUAUCAAGUGAGGAGGCUCCUGUCAUCACAGAAACGGUGGUUGGCAUCACCCCGCUCAGUGUGGAGUCUGACCAGGUGGCAAGCUCAGAGGAGGUCACCAUAAAGGAGGAAGAGACAGUUGUGGAGACUGUGGAGGCCACUGCCAUUGAGAUUGUAAAGCCAGAGAGUCCUGCUGUCGGUGAGCAGGCAACAGAGGAGAUGGAGGAAAUCCAGGAUGAUGUGCAGCAGGCCUGUGUGAUUGAGGCUCAGAGCCAGGUUAUUGCCCAGGCUAUCAUUCAGGAUGCCAUAGAUAAAGUUUCAGAGACCACACCUGAACCCCAAGAGCCUGCCACCGCCCCAUCACCAGUCCAGGCAACAGCAGGAAUAGAGGAAGAAAUCAUAACUGAGAACAUUGUCACCGUCGACACCCCUGUCGCUGUCGUCUGUGACAUACCAGCACCGAAGUCACCCCCGCAGCUUCAUGUUGCCAUGGAGGUCAUUGACACAAUCGCUUUAGAGGUCACAGAGAGCCUUGAUGUAAAGGUAGAGGAGGAGGAGAAGAAGGAACAAGUGGAAGAGUUGAAGCAAGCUGUGGAGGUUAAAGUAAGUGAAGAAGAAACGGUUGUAGUGGAAGAAGUCGUAGAGGGUGUCGCAGAGGUGGAGAAGGAAGAGAGCCAAGAGGAGGAGGUGAAACCACAAUCAGAGGAAUCAGAGGAGAACAAAGAAACAGAGAUCCACAUUCCAGUCCAGGUGGUCCUGCAGUCAGCACAUCUGGUGGAGGAGCCAUCGGUGGAAGAAGAGGCCGUGGUAGAGUUUGACAGCAAUGGACCAGUGAACAACAACAUCAGCGUAGAGCCCACGAGCCCCGCAAGCGUAAAAAAACUCUCAACACUGUCAGAAGAAGCUCAAGCGACGGCGUCAGGAGAGGUCACGGAGGCAGCAGCGGACCAGCCGGAGACGGAGAAGACGACAUCAGGGAAGUGCGCCGAGGUGAUGGCCCAGGUGAUCGAGGUGAUUGAGGAGGCCGUGAAGGAGAUCGAGCCUGUGUCCACAGAGAUCACAGCAGCAUCAUGAGCAGGUGAAGAUACUAGACUGAUGCCUGGGAGACGCACUGUCUGGACCAGGAAGUGAGUGAUAACGGAGAGAGAGAGAGAGAGAACGAGAGAACGAGAGAGAGAGAGAGCGAGAGAGAGAGAGAGAGAGAGAGAGAGAGAGAGAGAGAGAGAGAGAGAGAGAGAGAGGCUGCUCUAUGCUGAGACUGGGCCCCGCCCAGAGAGACUGAGUGAUGAACAACAGCUCUGCCGUUCUCUCCACCUCCCCUUCCACCCGUAGUCCGGCCCCAUCCUGCAGACCCCCGUCACGAGGACGCGACGCCACACCCUCGCCCCCUUCACUCACUCUCUCUCACACACACACACUCAUGCAUGUCCCAUGCCUCAGAAGCAUCUCCAUCUGGCUUGUAAUCGGUGUGAUGUAUGUUCAAUGUCUCAGUGACUUUCCAUUGCCCUUGCUACAUUAGGCGAGAGUCCGCAACCUGGUCUGAGUGUGUCUGUGCAUGUGUGUGCGCGCGCGUGUGUUUGUAUGUGUAUAGUAGCGAGAGUGAGAUGGUGUCAGAAGGUGAAGAGACGGAGGAUUAUUAUCUUGUGUAUUGUAUUUAUAUCUUGAAUAUUCUUUCAUUCACCCCAAAGUCUUUAUUUUUCUUUUUUUGUCCCCUUUUGUUAUUGUAUGGACAGUGUUGCCUGUUUUUAAAAUUCCCACAUUAAGCUGUGAAGCAGUAGGUCUUCUUUUGAGUAACAUUAUGACUGUUGACACGGAGAAACAUCUGAAAAAAGUAAAAUGUACCAAAACAAGUGCGAAUAUGUUGCAUAAAAGUGAUUUGUGUACCGCAGCUUUUUUUUCUUUCUGUCAUACUCUGAAGAUUAUUUCAAGCAUCUGUAGCAUUUAUAACUAAACCAUGGUACAAGUGUGAUGCCACCGAGAGUGAGCGACGAUACUGUGUGCAGAGACGAGAACAGAGAGAAUGAAGCUAUCCACCAGAAUUUGCACCACGUGUUUGACUUUUGACACAUUCUCUCGUCACACUGUGUUCUUCACUCUGCAGCCUAACAGGACACAUAGUAAGCUUAGUGUAGAUAAGACAACAAACAAACCACUGCCUGAUUUACUGUGAAAUAAAUAUUGUUACACAUUGUUCCAUGUCAUUAUACAAUAAAAUAUGAUUAUAACAACAUUUGGUCAUGUGGCAGAGGUAUUUGCUAAACAAUGAUACGUUUGGGUGUUUUUUUUUUCAACAGAGUCAUGCUGGGAAAAUACGUGCAUGAAAGAAACGGUUACAAAGCAAACCCUGUUCACGUUGUUAAAUGGUUUUCUGAGUUAUUAUGUGACAUAUGUCUCAGUGGUGUGUGGUAGUUUUAUUGAGGUUUAACACCUGUCUUUAUGGCGGUAUACAUUUCUUCAUGGAAAUACAGUAUGUUGACGCCCUCUGUUGCCUCCAAAAUGCAUCGCACCCUUCAAUAUACAGUCAUUUGUGUUAUUUUGACUUCAACUGUACAUGUCAACAAGGGCGAUCGAGUAUGAACAUGGUCUUUGCUCUGCUUAGUCUUAUGUCAGAACCUGCUUCAUGUCGUGUUCCCCCAACCAAGCGUGAUAGCUCAGGUUCACUGAGAACGCUAGACUCACUGUUGUGGCUUUAGACAGAGACACAUAGACUGCAUGGUACCAUAAAUAACAGCAAACGCUAUUUAGUUUCCUAAUUUAAAAGCCAAAUCGAGUUAGGAUAAAUCAGGGAGUCGUGGUCUUUCCAUUGCUCACUGGACUAAUUCUAUUGUUUAGGUCGCAUGCGGUUGAAUGCCUAAAGCUCGGCGACAAACCUAAUUAAUAACUUCAUAAGCAAAGUGGUAAAUGUUUUAGGACGGUAGAAUAUAUGAAACAUUCCAGUUUAAGCACCAAAACAAACAUGUGUUUCAACGGUAUUCGUUAAAUUUCGCAACCAUUGUUGACAAAGUUGCUCUGUGUCACGGUGAGUGCUUCUUUCAUCCGUUUUAUUUCGGAGACUCAUAGUUUAAUCAGCUUUAUGACCAAACCGGAGCAGCACCGGGAAGCACCGACCCCUGUUAGGUCAUCACUUCCCUUCACUCUGGCUCCAGAGACGUGACACAUCCAUGACACGUGCUUUAUGUAAAAAAAUAAUUAAACAAUCGAUUUAAAGCAAACUAAAGGAUUUCGUUGCAUAAUGUAAAGCAUUCAGUUGUAGGACACCCGGCCACCGUCAGUUUUCCCUGCUUUUUGUAACACUGUGAACCUGUUAACAUUUGUACAGAUUGUAUACCUACUGUAUGUACCUAAAAUCAUAUUGUUGUAAUAUUAACUACAAUAACCUGCAGACAUUUAGCAUAUUACUCACGUAGCAUGGUCUUAAUUGCCUUUUAUAUUUUCCAAGCUGUUAAUAGUAAGGAUACAGAUUCUUGUCUAUAUUUCAAUCAAUAAAGGUAGAGAAAGUU